This is a messenger RNA of Alternaria infectoria, 1107 nucleotides long. RefSeq lists its product as uncharacterized. The transcript has a single exon. Lineage: Eukaryota; Fungi; Ascomycota; Dothideomycetes; Pleosporales; Pleosporaceae. The record is from RefSeq and is a predicted model, not a curated record. The coding region runs from base 1 to 1107 and encodes 368 amino acids. Gene Ontology annotation, biological process: protein phosphorylation. Gene Ontology annotation, molecular function: protein kinase activity; ATP binding.
AUGAUGGACAUGUGUACGCUGCUUGAUAUGCUGAAUAGCAAGUUUGCCUCCACGAUAGCAGACGAGCGGUUUGCGAUCGAUGGGAAGGUCACCGGCGAUAAAGCUGGUGAAAAAUGGCGCAUCGCCUCGAAGCUGCAAGACGUUGACGGAAGCUUCAACCGUGGUAUUUACUUAGUCCACAACGAGAACAACCCUGAUAAUUCCGCACAGAUCAUGAAGACUCUUCCCCUACCCAGAGAUUAUCUCGGCUUCGCUGAGCGAGAGCUCGAUAUUCUCGGGACUUUGCAGCACGACAAAGUCAUCAAGUUCUUCGACGGUACCGCACCAAAGAGCAUACACGAUACGGCAUGGAUGAUCACGGAGUACUGCAACAAAGGUACGUUGUUUGACUUCCUCGCAAAAUAUGCCUAUGAGGCGAAACUUCCAGUACCUGAGCUCUUCGUUUGGAACAUCUUGGAGAGCCUGGUACACGCGGCUGUUUAUCUGCACUAUGGUCCGAAUGUACUCGAAAAGUUUGAGCAACAGGAGCCUGAAGAUGGAUGCCUGGAGGUUAAAGAAGACGCCUCUUGGGAUGUCGUAUAUCAUCGCGACAUCAUUCUGUCGAACGUCUUCAUCACUUCUAGUACCGGCGACAAGACUGAGUAUCCGAUCGUCAAGUUAGGCGACUUUGGCUGCGCCAUGCGGCAAUCAGAAAUUAGUACUUUGGACCAAGACAAAUAUCCAAAGGCAGAGGAAACACCGCGUAUGGACCCUGCAUACGUGCCACCGGAGGGUCAAUAUGGCACCAAAGCCGUCGAUGUGUAUCAGAUCGGCCGACUAACGUGGUGUGUUGUGCAGAACGUCGUGUCUCCUACCUGUCUUGACGAGAAGGCAAUGCUGCCUGAGAAUUUCGAAAUUUCAGAAGAUGCGUCUUACUCACGGGAGCUACGCCGUAUCCUGUAUUCCUGCACGAGGGCCCGCGCUGACCUUCGAGUCGAUUCUCUGCCUCUAUUACGCCUCGUCCGGGAUACGAGACAACGAUUGAUCUCUGAGAACCGCUUACCGUUUGUCGAGCUCUACGUAUCGUUUGUUGAGCGCCUUUCUGAGUUCCUCGAAGUCGCCCAUUAA